Cryptococcus amylolentus CBS 6039 is the source of this 1541-nucleotide messenger RNA. RefSeq lists its product as hypothetical. NCBI's taxonomy places the organism in Eukaryota, Fungi, Basidiomycota, Tremellomycetes, Tremellales, Cryptococcaceae. Bases 47 to 943 code for a protein of 298 amino acids. The transcript has 7 exons. The record is from RefSeq and is a predicted model, not a curated record.
UGUUCUUUGUUUUCGAUUUCUCAUCACACUUCAAUCAUCAUCAAGUAUGGGAAUCGUCGCCAGCUUCCUCCACUUUUGGCAACAUUUCGUCACCCAUAGCGGCACUCCCAUCGUCUUUUGGACAAGACCCAAUUGGUCGGUCGAUCAGAUCCCUGAUCAGUCCGGUAAAGUCGUCCUCAUCACCGGAGGUAACUCGGGGGUGGGCUACGCUUCCGCCCUUGCGCUAUACAACGCUGGUGCCAACGUGACCAUCGCUUGUCGAUCAUUUGCCCGCGGCCAAGAGGCUGCCGAGGAUAUCAAGAAGAACGGCGACCGAGGUAUCUGGGGUGUCCGCUACAAUCAGCGAACUCCCGCAGAAGAGACCAAGCUUGGGAGUAUCGACGUUCUCGCACUUGACCUCACGGAUCUGGCCAGUGUUGAACAAGCUGCCGACAAGUAUAAACUUCGGGUGAAAAGGCUAGACCAGCUUUACUUGAACGCUGGCAUCAUGGCCGUCCAGGAAGGUCAAUGGACAAAGCAAAACUACACUCUACAAUUCGGCAGUAUGGUACUCGGUCACCAGCGCCUCACCACCCACCUCCUUCCCAUCCUUCUCUCUCCCCGGGAAGAGCCCGCUAGGGUGAUCAGCCUCUCUUCGGUGGGACACAACUUUGCCCCUCCUGGUGGCAUUGACUAUACCUCCGUUUCUCGUCAUCCUGACGAUGUGGCCAAUCCCGACGGAUCUCCCAAGAAAGGCAAGAAUGAAUUGGACAGGUGGCCAGAGUAUGGGCAAGCCAAGUGGGGCAACAUUGCCAUUGCAAAAUACCUUGCAGACAGAUAUGACCCGAAGGAACUGAUUGCGGUCGCGGUGCAUCCUGGAUCGAUAGCGACCAAUCUGGGAAACCAUAUUGGUAUCGUGGGCUGGGCGGCAUCAAAGGCCCAUUGGGCCCUGGUACGUUCCUAAACUCUCUAUGUCAGGAAGCAUGAUUGAUGUUGACAUCGGUAUCGUCUAUGCAGGCCCCGAUGACCUUUUCCCCAUAUCAAGGCGCGCUCAACCAGCUCUGGUCUGGCACCCUACCCGCAACGCAAGCCCUGGAGUUGAACGGCAAGUAUGUGGUACCCUUUAGGCAUGUAAUGGAUCCCAGAGCCGACCUAUUGGGGGAAGAGGGUAAGGAAAGGGCGAGGAAGCUCUGGGCGUGGUGCGAUGAGCAGGGGAAGAAGUUCGAGUAGCUGAGCAGCUUUCGUCAUGUUCCCUUUGAGCAAUCUACUAGGCGGGCGCGAUCACUGAUGUGUACAAUUCUGAGUGGCUCAUGAAUGACACUUUAUCUGGCAUCGGACGGCGUUCAUUUAAGAGCAACCCCUGCACCGUCUUGUCCCAUAUGGCAGGCCUUCUGUUGGUCACGGUAUAAGACGGCUGUUUUGUACGUACACACACGCAUGUUCGUAUGUUCGACGUGACCACGUCCGUUGGUCUUUUUCCGGGUGCCAUAACCUUGACGAGGCUAUCUUCCUCUGACCAGGCUAACGUGCUAAUAUACUCUGUACCAUAUGUCUUUAUGGAG